Messenger RNA from Setaria italica (foxtail millet), 2411 nucleotides. Its product is annotated as TOM1-like protein 3. The coding region runs from base 337 to 2088 and encodes 583 amino acids. The transcript has 10 exons. Gene Ontology annotation, biological process: protein transport to vacuole involved in ubiquitin-dependent protein catabolic process via the multivesicular body sorting pathway. NCBI's taxonomy places the organism in Eukaryota, Viridiplantae, Streptophyta, Magnoliopsida, Poales, Poaceae. The record is from RefSeq and is a predicted model, not a curated record. Gene Ontology annotation, molecular function: phosphatidylinositol binding; ubiquitin binding.
AAAAAAAAGAGGAAAAGUCGUCCGCGUUUUCCUUCCUUUCUCCCGUUCCUGCCGCCGGCCGGGUCUACUCGUCUCGUCCUGCAGCUGCAGCUACCUUUCUUCGCCCCCUCAAAAUCCUCCAACCAAUCCCACCAGCUUCUCAGCUCGAAUCCGCCCCGAAACCUCCCACCCUCCGCACCGCCCGCCCGGUUCUUGCGCGAUCAGCGGCUGCCCGGCGCUCCCGGAUCGGGAAAGGAGGCCGCUUUGGUGGCUCCGGCGGGCGAAUCUCGCGGCGAUUCGCUCAGAUUUGGAUUUAGGGUUUUGGAGGUGGUAGUGGGUUUUGUGACGCCGGGAGAGAUGUCGGCGGCUGUGGCGUGCGCGGAGAGGGCGACGAACGACAUGCUGAUCGGCCCGGACUGGGCCGUCAACAUCGAGCUCUGCGACAUCAUCAACAUGGAUCCCGGACAAGCAAAAGAUACAAUCAAGCUUUUAAAGAAACGUCUUGGAAGCAAGAAUUCAAAAGUGCAAAUUCUGACACUUUAUGUGCUGGAGACACUAAGCAAAAAUUGUGGGGAUGUUGUUCACCAACUGAUCGUUGAACGUGACAUAUUAAGUGAAAUGGUUAAGAUAGUAAAGAAAAAGCCAGACUUAAAUGUCCGGGAGAAGAUAUUGAGUUUGAUUGACACAUGGCAAGUGGCUUUUGGAGGUCCUUCUGGAAGAUAUCCGCAGUAUCAUGCAGCUUACCAAGAACUCAGGGCUGCAGGUGUUGAUUUUCCACCUCGUGAGGAAAAUUCAGUCCCAUUGUUUACACCUCCUCAAACUCAGCCAUUGAGACAACCACAUCUAUAUCCACCCCCAGGUCAAAGCUAUGAAGAUGCUGCCAUUGAAGCUUCUCUUCAAUCUGCCCCUUCUGUACCUGCCCUGAGUCUAAGUGAGAUUCAAAGUGCUCGAGGAAUUGUGGAUGUGCUAGAUGAGAUGUUAAAUGCUCUUGACCACAGACAUCCUGAGGGUGUGAGGGAGGAGGUCAUCAUUGACCUUGUUGGGCAGUGCCGAUCAUAUCAAUCUCGUGUCAUGGAUCUUGUUAACAGUACCGGUGAUGAGAGCCUUUUAUUUCAGGCUCUAGGACUAAAUGAUGAAUUACAGCGUGUUGUUCAGCGUCAUGAUGACAUAGCAAAGGGAAUUCCUCCCGGUACAGGAGCAACUGCCCCUGCUUCUGCAAAUACAAACCAAGGGACUGCCCCUCCUAGGUCCACUGCGGUUUCAUUUUCUCCACUUCUAAAUGUCCACGAGGACGAUGAGCCAGAAGAUGAGUUCUCUGUGCUUUCCCGCAGGUCUGCAAGGGAUGGCACAGUGGCACAGAGCAAUCAGCCUUCUGCUCCGAGGAAUGAAAGGCCAUACCCAAGCCCGCUCCUUCCUCCACCUCCGGCAUCUAAGAGGCCUGUUUACACAGAGGCAAGCAAUAUUGACUACCUUAGUGGGGACUCCUACAAGUCAGAAAAAGUAUCAGAUGAUUUCAUCAACCCAACUGCCCCUGCCAAUAUAUCUACAUCAUCCCAUUUGAAGACGGAAGCGUAUCCGCCUCCAAGUUACGGUAGCAGGUCAGAAAGUGUGCCUGAUGACUUUGUAAACCCAACAGCACCCAGCUUCUCUGCGCCUUCUCGUCCUACAAGUGAGGAGCCAACCCGUACAUCUGUGAAGCAGCAGGAGAGUCUGCCUGACGAUGACUUCAUAAACCCAACUGCUCUUCCCAGUUUCUCAUCAUCUUCAGCUACGAAAGGUUAUGAAGAUUCCAGGGAAGAUAUUCCGAAGGCUCCAUGGGAACCACAGGCUGCCGCAGGUUCCCUACCCCCACCUCCGGCAAGGUACGGCCAGAGACAGCAGUACUUUGAGCAGAACGUGUACUCUGGUGGGAGCAACGGAGGCGGCUACGAUGGGCUGGUGACACAGACAGAAAACCUCUCCCUCAACCAGAAUGAGAAGAGCACAUCACGGCCGACAGCGUCCCGCCAGGCUAAACCUGAGGACUCCCUUUUCAAGGACCUUGUCGACUUUGCGAAAACCAAGCCAUCAUCACCAUCGAAACCAGCCAACAGCCGCAGGACUCGCUGAGCAACUUGUGUGAUACUUUCACAGGUUAGCAGCUUUAGAUGAUUACCGUGAAAUAAGAGCAUUUGAAGACUGGAUUCCUUUGCGUCGCGAAUUAUUUUCGGUUGUGUUUUUGAGGAUUUAGAAUCACAGAUGUCGGAUACCAUACUUGGCCAUAAUCCUGGGUGUGUUAUGUGUAGUUAGCUGCUCUUAAACUUCCUUUGUUGUCGGCUUUACUUCCUUUUUUUUUCACUUAGCUGUGUAUAUAUAUGCUACUCAGAUUCGACAGUGAUAUUCAUAGUUGAGUUUGCAAUUUGAGGGCAAAUACUUUGGCUUGUCCAUUUUCA